UCACCGAAAACUUCGAAAAGGAAGUUGAUGAGUCUAUCCGGCGGAGGCAUUGUGGAUCUCCACGUCGAUUGCGGAUUCAACUACAAAUAUUUCCCGAUUGACAGCGUCUUGAGAUUUAACCUGGUGGAGGAUCUCGUUCUCUGGAGACAAGGAUAUAGUUCACACUUGGAAGAAAGCUUAACAAAAGUGUUGAAGCCAGAGGAUAUGAUUCAUAUCGACACCAUGAUCACCAGCAUUUUAUUUUGUUUGUUUUCUAAAAGUUUCGCGAUCCUGGAACACUUUCGCAAUUUCGAGGAAACGUUUGAAAAGUCCGCCAUCAUUUCGACGAUUUUGAGAACUGUAGCAAGAAAACACGGCCCCUAUUUGGACGUCAAUUCGUGCACAUCGCUCAUGAAAAACUGGUUUUACCCUAAAAACAGUUGCAUGUGAAACUGUUCGUGUUAUUGAAAAACGAUUUUUCGAUCUCAUUCAAUUAAACAGGAAUAUUAAAUAUAACCAAUGAAGGUGAGAAAAAAAAA
Daphnia pulex (common water flea) is the source of this 518-nucleotide messenger RNA. RefSeq lists its product as uncharacterized. Lineage: Eukaryota; Metazoa; Arthropoda; Branchiopoda; Diplostraca; Daphniidae. The coding region runs from base 28 to 429 and encodes 133 amino acids. The transcript has 3 exons. The record is from RefSeq and is a predicted model, not a curated record.